AUGCGCGGAGGCCGACACACCCGUUUCGCCGCCGACUGGAGGUUUAUUCACCGGGCCUGGCUCAACACCUUGCACAUCUUGCCACUGAACGGGUGUCGGAGGUGGGGUAAUGAAGACCGCCGUUGUAGAAGGUGUGGAAGACACGAUGAGACGACUGCCCACGUGCUAUGUCACUGCCUGCCUAUGAUGCCUGUCAUAACGAGAAGACACGAUGCCAUCCUGGAACUACUGUCAUCGGAGAUCCGUGGGCACCCUCAGGAGGAGACUCGCCUAGACAAGAGGGUGCCGUUCCAGGAGCUGGUACCAGACGUGGAGGUCCCGGAGGAGGUGACCAGCUGCCGACCGGACAUCGUGACGAUCGACCGGAGAAACAAGAUUGUACGUGUAGUCGACGUCACGGUGCCCUAUGAAGACGGUUGGCAGUCGGUGACGACGGCCAGGGAGAAGAAGAUGGAGAAGUAUGCUCCUGUGGCGCGACUGCUCUCGGCUGGGGGAUACCGGACAUCUGUAGACGCCUUCGUGGUGGGGUCCCUAGGUGCCUGGGAUUCCGCCAACUGGACUACCCUCAGCCGCCUGGGAGUUGACCGCCGCAGGGGUGCUGCCCUGGCCCGGCGCUGCGUCUCCGAGGCCAUCAAAUGGAGCCGGGAUAUCUACGUCGAACACGUGACGGGCAUCCGGCAGUACGUGGGAUAG
This is a messenger RNA of Homalodisca vitripennis (glassy-winged sharpshooter), 693 nucleotides long. RefSeq lists its product as uncharacterized. The record is from RefSeq and is a predicted model, not a curated record. Lineage: Eukaryota; Metazoa; Arthropoda; Insecta; Hemiptera; Cicadellidae. The transcript has a single exon. Bases 1 to 693 code for a protein of 230 amino acids.